UUCCCAUUGACCAGGCAUCCCUUCCGGUAGAUGAGGUCAACUUUUCCCUAGAUCCGCCAUUUCAGUCCCGGAGUUUCUUGUUGCACAUUAGUUUAGAAUAUUUUGUCAUUUUAACGUUUAAGCAGUUGAGUGUCGGGUUUUGUUGCGCAGCAAUAACACAGUCAAUUUAAACGCCGUAACAUUACUCGUGGAAGUUGCUAAAUUCACGGUAUUACACCGUUUUUGCAGGAGCAGCGUUACUGAACCAAAGUUUUUGUAUGAGUUGCGGAUAGGGAGAGGCGAAGGGGAAAGGCCUCAAGCCUCGGACGGGAAUUUACAACCAUGGCCGGUAAUUUUGAUGCCGAAGACCGUGCUAGCUGGUACUGGGGGAGGCUGAGCCGCCAGGAAGCCGUUUCUCUCCUACAGGGACAGAGACAUGGCGUUUUCCUGGUGAGGGACUCAAUAACCAGUCCCGGUGACUACGUGCUGUCCGUUUCAGAGAACUCCAAAGUGUCCCAUUAUAUAAUCAACAGCAUCAGUAACAAACCUUCAACAAACUCAUAUGUCACCUUUCCACCGCCAGGUUUGGCUCCUCCUCGGUUUCGGAUUGGGGAUCAGGAGUUUGAGGCGCUGCCGGCCCUGCUGGAGUUUUAUAAGAUCCACUACCUGGACACCACCACACUCAUAGAGCCCAUAAGCAAGGCCAAGCACGCAGGAUUCAUCAGCUCCUCCUCUGUUGGCGUCCCCCAACAGCCCGAGGAGGCUGAGUUUGUUCGAGCACUGUUUGACUUCCCUGGCAACGAUGAGGAGGACCUCCCUUUCCGCAAGGGCGACAUCCUGCGCGUGUUGGAGAAGCCGGAGGAGCAGUGGUGGAACGCUGCUAACCAGGAAGGCCGAGCCGGAAUGAUCCCCGUCCCCUAUGUGGAGAAGUACCGGCCCGCCUCGCCCACCGCUGCCGGCCUGGGUCCCCCUGCUGCGGGGACGGGACAGGGGGGGCUUGUCGGAGGUGUAGCGGGCAGCACAGAUGGAACAGGGGCCCCUCAGGCCAACCCUCUGGGGGACCCAGGCCAGUACGCUCAGCCUGUAGUCAACACCCAACUUCCCAACCUACAAAACGGGCCUGUCUAUGCCCGAGCCAUUCAGAAGAGGGUGCCCAACGCCUACGACAAGACGGCGCUCGCUCUGGAGGUGGGAGACAUGGUAAAAGUGACCAAGAUCAACGUCAACGGCCAGUGGGAGGGUGAGUGCAAGGGCAAACGAGGCCACUUUCCCUUCACCCACGUUCGACUGUUGGAACAACACCAUCCUGACGACGAGAGCUGAGAAACAUACGCACUCCCAUCACCUCGACAGUGUCCAGCACAUCCCUUCCCUUUGGUCGUUUUGUCAUGCUCAGAAUGAAAAAAAAAAAGAUUUAUAUAAGCACACAGUUUAUGAACCUAUGAGCUAAACCGGUCAGCCACUCCUGACCAUGCCAAUGCAAGACGUGUCGGACGAUUUGAACGUAAUGUCAUGUUGAUGGACGUCGGGUCAAACGAACAGUUUACACUACGGUCAGACUGAUAUCGGUUUGCUUAUAUUAGCUUUUUUUUUGCCACUGUUGGCCUCCUUCCUGACCACAGCCACUUAAAAAUUCUCUGAAACCUGCAAUGACAUAUUCCUUGUAUUCAGGUAGAUAGCAGCAUUUAUUUGUUUAGUAUUUAUUGUGAUGGGUGUCUUUAGCCGAAGUAAACAGUUAGUCUAGCUG
Molecule: messenger RNA, 1726 nt
Organism: Thunnus maccoyii (southern bluefin tuna)
Lineage: Eukaryota; Metazoa; Chordata; Actinopteri; Scombriformes; Scombridae
Product: adapter molecule crk-like
Exons: 3
Coding region: 322-1302 (326 amino acids)
Molecular function (GO): protein binding
Source: RefSeq, a predicted model, not a curated record